AAGUUCUCAUACAACUCCACUCUCCCGAGUUAUGUGUCCCGCGAUAUCUCCUCUCAAAACUUGAAAUCGGGUUUUCAAAUCAGCCCGAGUUGCAUUUGCUGAUGCAUACAAACCAAUAGUGUUCAAGCGUUUGAUUCACGAUCAUAUAUUAACCAAGUAAUCGGUGUCGCUAUGCAUUGUGCAAUAGGCUAUAUUGCUUUUCGUUUCUUUCAAGAAAUUAAACUAUAAUCCUUCGGGUUGCGUCAUCAAGGAAAUGUGACAAUUCGAGCGACAAAUGAUGUUAUCAAAAUGUGCGCACUUCCCACAAUCAAAAAAUACUAUGAGCCGUUGAUGACUAAAUUGCCAAUUCGGUUGUUCGAAACCUUCCGCAGUUCAAUCUAAUUCGAAACGGUCUCCCCAGCUCUGUAACUGUGGUGGCAACUUAUUAAGAGCCCACACAACAACACACGUGAAACCUCUUAAUGGUUUUUUACUCCGAGACCGAAAUGUAGGUCAAUCGGCUUUUCUGGUUCGAAUCCACACCAAGCUAUGUGAAAAUGUUGUGCGUAAGAGAUGCUGCUACAUGACACCAUUAAAUUUGAAUCAUUCGAAUGGCAUCUUCCGACCAUGAGAGCCUAUAUCGUCAUGGUCGAUAGAAUAUCGAUUGAAGAUUACAGUAAAUCCAGUCGUCUAUAGACUUUUGCGAUUUUUGCGCAGCUUCUAGUAGACACGGUAAACCGCUUGAAAUGACAUUAUUACAGCCCAGUGGAAUAUGAGAGUUGUGCGGACCGCCAGUGUCAUCCAAUAAUAACAUACCCACAUAGAAUACGAAAUGUAGUUUUCAUUGUCAUGUCAAUAUCUAUCACGAAUAAAGCGCAGUCCAAUAAAUUGAACGUUCGUCAGAGCAAGGACGCGUCUUGAUUACCCAAGAAGGAUAUUACAGCGACUUAUUGAUAUACACGCCUAGUAGAAAGAAAAUCAAUCUCAUCAUGGCAGAAAGAAAUAAAAAUAAGAAGAAAAACAAACAAAUAAAAAUGAAAAUGAGUGAGUGUGAGCUAUUAGUCUUUCGGGUCGUGGAAGACAAAGUAUGACUGUUUUUAUGCUCCGUCGACUAUUUGAUGCGUUUUCACUCAUUUUGGCGUGAUGCAACUUUCACUUUGGCUUUUUAGGAAUUAAGAUCUGAGUGUGACAUAUACGGAUCUGCUGAUAAAUAUGUAAUACGUGAUGUCUUGUAGCUUUGGUACUACUUCCUCGUAGCUCUCGAGAGUCGAAACAAGACCAUUUUGAAACAUGGCGAAAUAGUUUUCGGCGACGAUCUGACGAAAAGCCAUGCAUAAAAACGGAUUUCUCGCACCAACCCCAAAAACAACUUUUAUAUGACCAUAGCGCACGUAGACCGAGAUUCCAUAAGACUCGGAUUUAGCACUCGAGCAUCUUGGCAGAGUAGACAGGACAUCGCAAAAUUUUUUGACAAGACGUACUACACACAACGGUUGGGGGAAAAAUAUCUAAUAUUUUCCAGCUGCUAUUCUCACACCGUCUCGGCAUUUGCUCUCGAGGAACCGUCACGUUCGCAGUGGAUUGGCAUAAAAGGACAAUAUAAUCUAGCAUCUUCCCAGACCGAUUGUCGAGACGUCAAAGGAGAACGGGGUUCUCCCAUAUAAGAGGCUUUUAUUAUUAUUCCACAAGAUUUUAAUAAAAAUUUUGUCCUCCGCGCUGAUCGAAUUGACCCAGAUAUUCGAACGAAAGCGAGAUGACUUUACCCCUUGACAUCGAAUUCAAUAAUAGUGUUCAGCAUCCUGUUACUUUCCUAUGGUUACAUACGAAACGGACAUCUUAUUCUCUUUAACGAAUUUCAUUUCGCUCUCUGAGUGUGAGCAACGUGUCUUGUUGGCCUAUACCGUAUUUUCCUUUUGGCUGUCAUCGCGCAGAAGUCGCCCACAAUUUCCUGGAAAAAAAAAAUAAUAAUAAAACUUUUUUUUAUUUUUUCGUCGUCGGGAGAUCGAUGUGGAGCUAGCCCAUGAGAUCCGCUUGCCCCAUCCGCCAGUAAACAUACCAACAGAGUCCUAUAUACACCCAGUCUUUUCAUGUCAUUCCACCAUUUCUAGCACCCACCAGUCAAAGAUGUCUCAGUCGAAAGGCGACGACGAAACAAGCUUGACGUGUUUUUUCCUCCGUCCCGGCUUCACCUUCAUAUGAUAUUCAUAUCAUAUACUUCGCUCUCGCCAACUUGCAGCUAAGUCACCGGGAUUUAGAAAAGAAGCGGUUUUUAUAUACCAAAGAUCACAACACCGCCGCCACCGCCAAAAAUGUAUUUUUAUUAAAGCCUUUAAACAAGAGCUAGUGCUGCUGCCGGGAGAAAAUCGUCUCCAAGAAUAUGGGCCAUACACUGCAGGGUCAGCUUCUCGAAAAUGGAUCGGUGGUGAUUGAUGGCUUCGGUACAAUUUCAACGGAUGACUACAGAUCGACAGUGAUCAGUGCAUUUUAUUACCUUCACGAGCCAUCAAAACUGAUAGUCCUUUCUCUCUACUCGGUUGUUUUCUUGUUGGCGGCAGUUUGCAACCUCCUCGUAAUCGUCGUCAUCUUUCGCUUCCAGCAUCUUCACAGUGUCACCAACUAUUUUCUGGUCAACUUGUCAGUGGCGGAUCUUCUGGUGACGAUGAUUUGCAUGCCAAUGGCCAUGUCGCAAAACAUUACGGUGAUUUGGUUCUACGGACUCUUCAUGUGCAAGUUUGUGACCUAUCUCCAAGGAGUUGCAGCCAGUUCCAGUAUGUUUUCUAUUUUGGCCAUGAGCAUAGAUCGGUACUUUGCCAUUCGUCAUCCAAUCGUCUUCCGACAAUUCUUCAAUAAGCGGGUGGCCCGUUGUGUCAUUUUGUCCAUUUGGGUGGUGGCCAGUCUCGUCUUCAUACCAGUUCUGGUCGUCCAGCACGAAGAAUCAAUCACACUGCACGGCGAGAACGCCGAGCUGGUCAUUUGCAAAGUCUGCAAGCAGAGAUGGGAGGAAGACUGGAACAAGAUAACCUACAGUAUUUUCUUGUUCGUUGCUACCUACGUCCUGCCCGUCUUGCUCGUUAUCACUGCUUAUAUUCGCAUGGGAUGCAAGCUGUGCACGCCCAGCAUCCUGAUGAACAACCACGACGGAGGCGAAAUAAUCUUAAACAGGGACUCCCGAUUGCUAAAUUGCCGCCGCCGGGUAGCUCGGACGCUUUUAAUUAUCGCCAUCGUCUUUGCCGUUUGCUGGAUGCCCUACAACCUGACUCAGCUCUUUCUCGACACUUUGGAGAAGGAACAGUUGAAGGAAAUGGACAAAACUGCGCCCCACCUGUUGAUGGUGCACUCUUUCAGUCUAUGGCUGGGUCAUGCUAAUUCCGCAAUCAAUCCGCUGCUCUAUUGCCUCCUUUCGCGCAACAUCCGCCAGUCAGUUGCGAAUCUCUUCCGCCCGACCGGCCGGAAUCUUCGCAACAGUUCGGAGCCCGUGGAAAUGUUGCGACGCCGAGGUCCCGUCAGUAAAAAGCGACCGCCAAUAGUUAAGAACGGAUGUUCCAACUUGAACCGCCAAAAGCCUGAUGAGCCCCCAUCUCACCAAGAGCUGCAUCAAGUCAAUGAGAAUCCGCCCGGACGAGAUUUGAUCGUCAUGAAUCGACUGUCACCUCUAACCCCGCCGUCGAUUAAGAAAUUAAUGGGAUCACAUUCUCAGAGCUUCAUCACCAUAGCCCUGAUGCCCAUCAAAAUAGUCUCCUUCAACAAGAUCUUGCAGUCUCAUUCGAAUAAACCAACAGCAGCACUCGAAGCCAAAAGUGUGGGAGAUAACGGAGAAAUGGAGGACCUGGAUUCGACACCGAAUAACUACUACUCGCUUUGAAUAAGCAUUAGUGUCAAGAACGGGUUGUUUUCAUGUCGUCUUUCAAGUUAUUUCGCGGUGAAAGCCAAUGCCGAUCUAUAUAUAAAGCCCUCCUCGUCUCUUUUUAAGCACCUGAAAUCAAAUAAAUAAGGCACGACGUCAAAAGUUGGUCCCAUCUUUUUGAAAAGAGAUUCUGACAAAAGAGAAUGCGCCCACUUUUCCGUUCACCCUUUUAUAUUAUAUAACACGAUCGUACUAUUCUUGAAAAUGUCAAAACAAUAUCCGAUAUAUAUGUUUGCGAGGCUGCUUCUGUUUAUAUUGACCAGAAGGAUCGUGAAAUUUCUUUCUUUCAAUAUUUGAUUGUACAUACAUUAUAUACACACUGCCCCCUCCCCCACACGAAAACCUCACAUUCUGUUUACCCAUUUUCGACACCCCAGUCCGCCAGUUCAAACCGCGUUGCGACACAACUUCGUCAAGCCUCUACCAAUAAUAAGUCAACCUGGACUUGGAUCUCUACCUCCUCCAUCCUUCAUUUAUUAUCAUUAUUAUUACUCAUCAGUGUCGUACAUGUGCCCAUAUCCGGGGACCCUGAAUUUCUGAUAUUCUCGUCCUUUGUUGUUUACGUAACAUCAAAAACGGCAUCUGCUGCUCCCAGGCCGUCUCAAUUUCUAUUCGUCUAUAAUGAUUUUGUCAAACAAAAUGUAAUUGAUGUGCUGUUUCGUGUCUUGUGAAUUAAUACUCUCAAAUAUGUCUAUAUUUUAUGUCAAAGCAAUUAACUGACCCAGUUACCAAAAAUAUACGCGAGAUGUAUAUAUUGAUCAU
Molecule: messenger RNA, 4645 nt
Organism: Daphnia pulex (common water flea)
Lineage: Eukaryota; Metazoa; Arthropoda; Branchiopoda; Diplostraca; Daphniidae
Product: QRFP-like peptide receptor
Exons: 8
Coding region: 2357-3841 (494 amino acids)
Biological process (GO): G protein-coupled receptor signaling pathway
Cellular component (GO): membrane
Molecular function (GO): peptide binding; G protein-coupled receptor activity
Source: RefSeq, a predicted model, not a curated record